UGCCAUUGGAACUAUUUUGUCCAAUCAAGAGCAUCACUUCCAGUUGAAACCAUGUUGCACCACACCGCCGGCCGUGUUGGCCUCCGCCGAAGUGUCUUGUACGUCCCAGGUAUCAAUCAGCGAGCAUUGGAUAAACUAUAUGGUCUCCCUUGCGAUGCCGCUAUCCUGGACUUGGAAGACGCCGUGUCGCCGUUCAAGAAGGCUGAAGCGAGGGCCCUGGCGUGCGAGGCCGCGCGCAAGGGUUUUGGCGACCACAAAGAGAUUGCUAUCCGCAUCAACUCCCUGUCCACCGACUGGGGUCGCGACGACCUGGCACAAGUCGUGUCCUCUGGAGCGCAUGCCGUGGUGAUUCCGAAGGUGGACUCCGCCAACACAUUGCAGGAAGUGGCAUCCAUCAUGGACUCCCUUAACGCGCCACACCACAUGUCCAUCUGGGCCAUGAUCGAGACCCCGCUGGGGGUGCUCAACCUGUCGACAAUCCUUGCGACCGCCCAUCCGCGUCUGUCGUGUCUGGUUGCCGGCACGUCGGACUUGAGCAAGGAACUCCAAUGCGCCACGACGCCAUGUCGCCAUGCGUUGGUGCCGAGUCUGGCGUGGAUCGUCUUGGCAGCCCGAGCGCAUGGCUUGACUGCACUGGACGGCGUGCACUUGGACUUGGACAACGACACGGACUUUGCGUGGCAGUUGGCUCAAGGCAAAGAGCUCGGGUUCGACGGCAAAACGCUGAUCCAUCCCAAAACGAUCUUGCCGACGAACGCGGCGUUUUCGCCAUCGCCCGAGGAAGUGCAAGAUGCACAUGCGAUCAUUCGUGCCUUUCAAGAUGCUGUGGAGAAAGGCAGUGGCGUCGCGCUGUACAAGGGCAAACUCGUGGAGAAUUUACACGUCGAACUUGCCCGGAACGUGCUGGCCAAAGCACAACACAUCGACGUGUCGUCGUAAAGACUGCGACACCGUCGUCACACACUUUGAUGAUUACUCCGGAGUAAUGACGUUAGAUCUUUAAAUGACCUUGGAAAGGAGGUUAGACUUCACAAAACUAUGGUAAACGAGGUUUCAUUACAUAUCGUACAGCAAAUGGUACACAGUCACAAGCCCCGGUACGAUGGGCUCUUCGUUGUUGUCGACAGGUUGGUCUUCACUGGUAUCGCCGCUUUCUGUCUCUGGGGAGCGCGAGUCAUGCUUACUUCCUCGCCAAGAGACAGCGUUCGAUCGCGUGGGGUUCAGCGGCAUGGUCUUCCACGACGACGGCGACGCAAUGGGAGGCAGUGACAUCAUGUGGGACGAGUACGAUGAUCGGGGAUGAUGGGGCCAGGAAACAUCGACAUCCGUGGACGACGGCGGCUCGUGCACGGGGGUGGUGGGGAAGGCGUCAUCAUCCAGCGCUGCCGCGGUCGCGCUGCGCUUCCGCCUUCCGUACGUUGCGUGAGGGGAUGUAGACUUCUCUUCGACGUCGCCAUCUUGGCUAAACGACAAGAGAGAAUGCAAACGUAAGCUGGACGUGUGCAUCUCGUCGGCGGAGCAGUGCCGAUGGAGGUCGUCCUGCUCCGCCUCGUUGUUGCUGUCGUCGUGGGAGUCAUGAUGCACUGCUGAAGGACUGGAUGGAAACUCUAGCGGGGCGGCGCCCAGCAUGGUCAUAAGCUCCUGGUCUAGAGUAGAGGCAACUGCUGCUGGUUGGGGAAGUAGUUCCAACCGGCUGUAGAUGCACUCGAGGAAUUCCACCACAUGCCACUGUUUUUCCCGCAUCGCGACUUCGAGAGGCGUCAAGUCACUGGCAUCCACAAGAUCCACGCGAACAUCAAAGUCCAUGAGCCGCUUCAGGAAGACGAGAUGGCCGCCGAAUGCUGCCUGGUGUGCAAUGCUCACGCCUCGCAGACUGCACUUGUUCAAGUCCGCUCCAAGGGCAUGUAGCACCUCCAGUACCUGCACGCGCCCAUUUCGAGCGGCCUGGUGGGCGGCCGUGUGUCCGUUCGAGUCGGUCGCAUUGAUGUCGGCUCCGUUCAUGAUCAAGGACGCCACCAAGUCGUGUCGACCUUUUCGUGCUGCCCGCUGCAGCAGCUGCAGGUCCUCGAUCGACGACGUUGGACUCGCAUUGUCAGUGGUUGGUGUAGAGGUGGCGUGCCCUCGGCGAUGGUGGCGGUGGACGGAUGUAGGGUGCAUGUACAGUGUGGAGCAGUUAGGGACUAAGUCUGACCAAGAUCUUUGUCUCUGAAC
Molecule: messenger RNA, 2211 nt
Organism: Aphanomyces astaci
Lineage: Eukaryota; Oomycota; Saprolegniomycetes; Saprolegniales; Verrucalvaceae
Exons: 6
Coding region: 52-939 (295 amino acids)
Biological process (GO): oxaloacetate metabolic process
Molecular function (GO): catalytic activity; magnesium ion binding
Source: RefSeq, a predicted model, not a curated record